AUGGAGAGCGUUGGAGUUGUUCCUGAGAUUUACUGGAACUCGUUCGAAGAACCAGUUCAGUAUGAUCAGGAAACAAAUACCAUGGCUCAAUUGCUCGAAGGUCAAAUCUUUGGUUAUGAUCAGGUUCGAGAGCAGCAGAGCUCGAGUCUUAUGUCCAUGCUAUGGCCUUAUAAUGAAGCAAGUCCCUAUUGUUACUUGACUGAUCCAAAUGCAAAUUAUGAGGGAAUAAAUUAUCAUGCCAUGGAGGAUGAGCAAUUUGCUUCUUCCUUUUUUCAGAUUGAUACUGCAGGGAACCCAUUUGAAGGGUUCAUUAGCCCUAAUGAAGUAAAUAGUGAUGAAUCCACAGACUGUAAUGCUGCUAAUGAACUAGAAUUGCAGAACUGGAGAAAGAGUAAUCAAGUUGAGGUUCCAGCUGAGAGGCUCCAGAAAAAGGCUCGUGUUCAGAAGGCUACGAAGAAUUCGAGAUCGAAGAAGAAGCAGAAGGGCAGCAGAGGAGGAAGCGAUGAAGAAGAGAGCAAUGCUGGUAUAAAUGUGCAGAGUACCAGUAGCUACAGUUCGGAGGAGGAUUACUUGAAUGCUUCUCAAGAUAUUACUGAAGGAGGGAGUGUGAGCUCCAGCUCCAAAGGUUCCUCUGCCUUAAAUCUUAAUGGGAAGGUGAGAGCUGGAAGGGGAGCAGCUACUGAUCCACAAAGCCUCUACGCAAGGAAGAGAAGAGAGAGGAUCAAUGAAAGACUCAGAAUACUACAGAACUUAGUACCAAAUGGAACCAAAGUUGACAUCAGUACAAUGCUGGACGAAGCAGUACAGUAUGUGAAGUUCUUGCAGCUCCAAAUUAAGCUUCUGAGCUCUGAUGAGCUGUGGAUGUAUGCUCCUCUUGCCUAUAAUGGAAUGAACCUCGGGCUUGAUCUGAUGAUUCCUACAAACAAAUUAUAA
This is a messenger RNA of Dendrobium catenatum, 933 nucleotides long. RefSeq names its product transcription factor bHLH54-like. Gene Ontology annotation, molecular function: RNA polymerase II cis-regulatory region sequence-specific DNA binding; protein dimerization activity; DNA-binding transcription factor activity, RNA polymerase II-specific. Gene Ontology annotation, biological process: regulation of transcription by RNA polymerase II. Gene Ontology annotation, cellular component: nucleus. Bases 1 to 933 code for a protein of 310 amino acids. The transcript is spliced from 5 exons. The record is from RefSeq and is a predicted model, not a curated record. NCBI's taxonomy places the organism in Eukaryota, Viridiplantae, Streptophyta, Magnoliopsida, Asparagales, Orchidaceae.